AUGCUUUCUCCAGAUAUCUUGAGGGAUUUGACCGAUUGCUCUGAGUUUGGAAAUAUAUCCUGUCCUGAGAGCAUUAGGUCACCAGGAGUAGGAGGGGUAAUGUAUCUAUUCAUAACAGUAGCCUUCAUUCAGGGAAACCUGGCCAUAAUCAUUUCCAUGUCAUAUUUCAAGCAGCUUCAUUCUCCAACCAGUUUCCUCAUCCUAUCCACGGAUUUCCUUCUGCGCUUUGCUAUUACGCCCAGCAGCACGAUGAGCUCUGUGGAGAACUGCUGGUAUCUUGGGAUGACAAUCUGCAGAGUUCGUCACAGUUUCAGCCUGAUGCUCUGCUUAGUUUCCAUUUUCCAUCUUUGUUCCAUGGCUGUGGGUUGGUUUUAUGCCAUCUGCCACCCUCUGCACUAUGCCAGCACCAUGACUGCCACAGCCAUCGUAGCUGUGUGCUGGUCAGUGCCAGCUACUUUUUUUGGUGUGGUGUUCUCGGAAGCUUAUGCUUCUGGGAUUGAGGUCUAUUGUUUCUUCAAUAAAAUCAAACCCAUUUUAUAUGAUAUUUAUUUAUACUUGUGUUCACUCUUAAUGCCUUGA
Phalacrocorax carbo (great cormorant) is the source of this 579-nucleotide messenger RNA. Lineage: Eukaryota; Metazoa; Chordata; Aves; Suliformes; Phalacrocoracidae. The record is from RefSeq and is a predicted model, not a curated record.